AUGAGUGCAAGUUCUGAUAGUCUUGAUCUUUUCACACCGGUGUUCAAACACUUCCGUCGUCUAUCGGCUGCUGAUUGUUUUACACAAGCAUAUUCAGUCACUUCUCAUCCAUCGCUCUUUCACCAUUGUCCCAUAACAACAUCCAUCGAUUUGGAUGAAUCCCUAGGUUUAAAACCGAUCUCUUCAUGGUCUCUCUAUUCGUGUCUGUUUUGUGAUGGUCUUUAUUUUCUUCCUAAUCCAUUCACAUCCGUUGGUCAGCAUCAGUGGGUUCACCGUGCUUUGAAUGACUAUGCUCGACAAACUAAAACGAGUGUUGGUGAUAAUAGUAACAAUGAACAACUAGCUCGAAUACGCUGGGCUACACUUGGUUACCAUUAUGAUUGGACAAAUAAGAUUUACAAAGAUGAUGAUCACACGAAAAUGCCUAAUGAACUUGCAAAAUUAUGUCAGAUUAUCAUGCAAGUCAUAUCUUCGUCUACAAAUUGUCCGAUGAUGCAAGCAGAAGCUGCCAUUGUUAACUAUUAUCACUUGAAUUCAACGUUAUGCGCACAUACAGAUCAUUCAGAAUAUGAUGCAUUAACAAAACCUUUGAUAUCGUAUUCAUUCGGCAAUGCAGCCGUGUUUCUUAUCGGUGGACAAACCAAAGCGGAAUGCAAACCAUCACCCAUUCUGCUUCAAUCGGGUGAUAUUAUACUUAUGACUGGCUCAAGUCGACUUUGUUUUCAUGCUGUUCCACGUAUCCUUUCCGAUCCAUUGUUAAAAGAGAUUUUAUGUGAACAUCUUGAUGAUGAAUGUUGUUGGAGCUAUAUUCAUGAUAAACGCAUCAAUAUCAAUAUACGACAAGUCUAUUCUUAA
Molecule: messenger RNA, 855 nt
Organism: Adineta ricciae
Lineage: Eukaryota; Metazoa; Rotifera; Eurotatoria; Adinetida; Adinetidae
Source: the annotation of a GenBank genome assembly